CGAUAGGUGAGAUCAAAAUUAUAAAUCCCUCACGAAUAUUAAGUCUGUUGCCUUCUGACGCCCGGCACCUAUCCGGCUAAUGUGCACUGUCAUGUACUCAGCCUCAGCAGAGCAUAGUACGGUGUGUGUUAAGCCGGUUACGGGAACCGCCAUAGCGUGGUCACUGUCGCACGUUGGGUUAGACUUAACUGAGUCUCGGUCAAAUGGAUGGACGAUUCAGAGGCAAUGGCAAACAACAACAACCCUUUCAACCUGCGUUACAUCCUGGAAAACAACAAGUUAUCCGGGACCAACUUUCUUGACUGGGAGAUGAAUCUCCGAAUCGUUCUUAACUAUGAGAGGAAACUCUACAUCAUCGAAACAGAUCCUCCCAAGACCCCUGAUGCUAAUGCUCGUGCGUCCGAACUCACUUCCUUCAAGAAGUAUGAGGACGACGCGCGAGAUGUAAAGUGUAUCAUUAUGGCCAGUAUGACUGCGGAGCUCCAAAGGCUCCACGCGGACAUGGAAGUGCGUCCUAUGAUACAAUGCUUAAGAGACCUUUACCAGG
Molecule: messenger RNA, 547 nt
Organism: Cuscuta campestris
Lineage: Eukaryota; Viridiplantae; Streptophyta; Magnoliopsida; Solanales; Convolvulaceae
Source: the annotation of a GenBank genome assembly